AUAAUAAUAAGUUUCCCUCGUUCAAACUCAGGUUGUCGUGUAAAACUCCAUGCGUCUCUUCAGUUAAUAUUUCUCCGACAAGAGCGUCCCAUCAAGAUGUAAGAGAUGAUCUCUAAAGGGUGCCCGAAAUGCAAGAACCAGGUGGCUGUCGCUUGCAAAGCGUGCCCCUGCGGUCACAUCUUCUUCACCGCUCGCAACAGAGCACGCACCUUGGACAGCUUGAUCGUGCCAUCAUCAAGCAAUGCUGGUGAAAAUCAGGGACAGAGGAGAACAGAGAGGGUCAAGCGUGAGAAGCCUAAGUUCUACGACUCAUUGCAGUACGAAAACAAACUGAAAAAGAGAAGAAAAACAAAAAUAACUCAACCCGUUUAUGAGGAGGAAAAGGAUGAAGAAGAGGAAGAUUCAGACCCGAAGAACAAGAAAAGGAGAGUCCUGAAGAAGGUUCAGGAGGAUGAGGAGGAUCCUAUGAUAAGCUUGUCAAAUGAAAGGCUUCAGCAGUGUGCCAUAGAAUUGGCAGAGUUGAAUCGAAAAAUCAACUCGGUGUCAUGGAAGAUUUAAGAAAACGACUUGGUGCUUCUGAUUGAUGUAAUUAGAUUAAGCAAAUAAAAUAAAACAUGACGAGAUCUCGACUAA
This is a messenger RNA of Cloeon dipterum, 633 nucleotides long. Its product is annotated as UPF0547 protein C16orf87 homolog. The record is from RefSeq and is a predicted model, not a curated record. The transcript is spliced from 4 exons. The coding region runs from base 106 to 558 and encodes 150 amino acids. NCBI's taxonomy places the organism in Eukaryota, Metazoa, Arthropoda, Insecta, Ephemeroptera, Baetidae.